Molecule: messenger RNA, 2276 nt
Organism: Phacochoerus africanus (Common warthog)
Lineage: Eukaryota; Metazoa; Chordata; Mammalia; Artiodactyla; Suidae
Gene: LAMTOR3
Product: late endosomal/lysosomal adaptor, MAPK and MTOR activator 3
Exons: 7
Coding region: 1410-1784 (124 amino acids)
Biological process (GO): positive regulation of TOR signaling; cellular response to amino acid stimulus
Cellular component (GO): Ragulator complex
Source: RefSeq, a predicted model, not a curated record
UGACUGUUGAUACGGUUUUGCUGAAUAGAAUAAUGAUUUAAAUGAAGGCUUGAAAAAAUAACGGGUGUAAAAAUCAUUGUUAAGAAAAGAACAUGAGGAGGGAGAGAGCAAACAUGAUACCUGACUGAUAGAAUCAUGGAACACAGACAUAGAUCAGGAAACAGAUUUACUAGAGUUUUUAGGAGCUUUUGAGCUAGAAGUCAUAGACUUUAUGUAGAAAUAUCCAGCAUCCAACAAGCAGCUACAAAUGUGAACUUACAACUCAGAUGAAAGGUGCAGAUUUAGGGUUCAUAUUCUCAGAACACUGGAAAGAGAAAAACAGCAGAGGAACUGAAGACAAGUUUUAAGUGCCUUCCUUUAAGAAGAGACUAAAGUGGGUGAGGAGCUAAAAUAAGUGCAGUGUCCUGAGAAAUGAAGGAAAAUAAAGUGAUCUUCAAUGACAUCAGUUGCUAUGGAACUGUCAAGUUUAUCUGAAAUGACUGGCGGUCGUUUGUAACAUCUGGGAGCUUUUUAGUUUAUUUCAUCCUCCUAGGGAUAACUAGGAAAUAAGUAUCCAACUUACGUGCUGAGCAAUAGUUAAUUCCUUUUGCACUUUUAGGGGCUGGAGUUGAAAUACAGUCAAAGGCAAGUUCCCACAGACCUCAUUUUUCUACCACCCACUGUUGAUUUUUGUUAAAUGUGCAAACAAGCAAGGCACUAAACAAACAAAAACAAUAUAAGCAGUCCUUAAAGGCACAGCCUUCUAAGUUGCCAAUGAAAAAGGCUGUUCAAUGUCUGCAUAUGUCGAGGCUUGAGGUACAAAAAUAACAGAUCUCCAGAAAACUCAUGGAUCGUCGAUUCAAUCUAGACAGCACGUGGGCAGCACCAGCGGAAAAGCCAAAAGAGACUGAGAAACUGGGAUCAGAAGCCUAUGGACCUGGGACUUCUAAUCACGGGCAAUCUAUUGCUGACGGUAUGUUAAGACCACCCCUUCAAAUUUCUUCAUCUACAAGAAGAGGCUUUAGGAUAAUGGACCCUAAAGGAAAAAAAACAAAAACCACCUAAUUAAAAGUAUGCACCCCUGCCAAACAAAAACGUCCUACGGGGUCCUGACAGCUCGGCCAGGUCGUAGACGUCGCAAUCCCACUGCGGCGCAGGCGCAGGCGCAGGCAGUAGCCGCCGUGGGUGGGGCGGGGCGCAAAGGCGCGACUGCGCGCUCCCUCGCCGAAGCACCUCCCCGGAAGUCUCGCGAAUCCCUGCGUCGGCGACGUGGGAAGUGCUUCCUGGAACCUCAGAGGAGGUCGCAAAUCAUGUGACCGCGGCUCUUAGAAGAACCUGUCUCAGGCAGUCCCUGAAGUGACAGCUCAGAGAAUCAAGCAGCCCAGAAACCCAGGCUUGGCGAUUGAUCCUCCGGGAGAAAGGGGUUCAUCAUGGCGGAUGACCUAAAACGAUUCCUGUAUAAAAAAUUGCCAAGUGUUGAGGGGCUCCAUGCUAUUGUUGUGUCAGAUAGAGAUGGCGUCCCCGUCAUUAAAGUGGCCAAUGAUAAUGCUCCAGAGCAUGCUUUGAGACCUGGUUUUCUAUCUACUUUUGCCCUUGCAACAGAUCAAGGGAGCAAACUUGGACUUUCAAAAAAUAAAAGUAUCAUCUGUUACUAUAAUACCUACCAGGUGGUUCAAUUCAAUCGUUUACCUUUGGUGGUGAGUUUCAUAGCCAGCAGCAAUGCCAAUACAGGACUCAUUGUCAGCCUAGAAAAGGAACUUGCUCCAUUAUUUGAAGAAUUGAGACAAGUUGUGGAAGUUUCUUAAUCUGGCAGAUUUCAGUGUAUAUCUUACUACCUUCAUUGUAACAGACACAACAUCAAUCCAGCAAUCUUUAGACCACAGCAGUACUUGUAACCAUGUACUCAAGAAAGGGCCCCUGACUCCACGUUACACUAAAGAAAGAGCCUAUAGAUAGAACUUAUGGACAGAUCGACUGUUGUCUUUUCUUGCGUAGGGUCUUAUUUAGUGAGAUCUGGGGAUACCACAGAAAUGAUUCACUAUCACAGCUCCCAUGGAGUUAGUCCAGUCACCAAAUAUACAUGAGAUCCUGUUCGGUGGGUCAGAAUCAAAUUGGUACUUUGAUCCACUUGAGCCGUGAAGUGCUCCCUGUUGUACAAUACACCAGGCCUGCAGAAUGAAGCAGACUUUUUAUUGUGAAUAAUGAGAACAUAUUUUUCUUCAUGUCAUUUUCUUUGUGUUGAGUGCGAGGAAGAUAAAAUGGCUUAGUAAAAGUAAUAAAAUCAGUACAAUCACUAA